This is a messenger RNA of Salmo salar (Atlantic salmon), 7614 nucleotides long. RefSeq names its product nuclear receptor subfamily 6 group A member 1-A. The record is from RefSeq and is a predicted model, not a curated record. Gene Ontology annotation, molecular function: zinc ion binding; sequence-specific DNA binding; DNA-binding transcription factor activity. NCBI's taxonomy places the organism in Eukaryota, Metazoa, Chordata, Actinopteri, Salmoniformes, Salmonidae. Gene Ontology annotation, biological process: regulation of DNA-templated transcription.
CUUAAAGUAAAAAAUAAUUUUAAAAAAGUAACACACCUUAUGCACUUAGUUCAAGUGUCGUUCCCCAUCAGAACCCAAAAUAUAAGAUUGGAGUAAAACAAUGUUUGUAAUCAACGUAAAUCUAAACUGUAUAGCCUCAAAACAUGGUUAAAACUCUACAUUUGGGAUCAUGUAUGGUCAGUCCUUGCGCCCGUAGGUCUAGUAGUUACAUUUCUCCAGCCCAAUCCAUUAGCUUUUUAGCAAAACAGGCGAGAACACUUUGUUAUUGUUUCCAUUAAGGAUUCUAGCUUUAAGUACAUCUCUCUCUAUGAUCCAAACUCCAACACGCACACCCAAUGGAACGUAUGCACACACAGACACAUGAAAGCCAGAAAUGUGACUCUAUAGAGAUGAAUGUAAAGCCAAAAGCUAUUUAGCAUCAGUGAUAUUGGUAUUUGGGGAUAAGGGCUACUGUAGUAAGCUAGGUGUUUUGAACUUUAUUCUGUUUUCACAUCUGGGUCUCUCGUGGUCACCACAUGUUGUUAAUCUGCUGGCUAACCUUAAACUCAGAGCGCUGUGUAAUUUAACCAACUAUUUUUGAAUGUGCUUCAUUUGGAACAUCCUGUUCCACUACUUCCUCAAAGGCAGCCCUUCCCUCGCCUUUACCCAAGCCCCCAAAUAUCCCCCAACAUGUGUUCCAAGUUACUGCCCUCACUUGGUCUUAACAACAUUUCACAUUUUGAAACACUCAGCAGAAAAGCUGCACCAUAUACCCUUUGAGGAAACAAAGGUUAAGGCUAAAAUGUAAAGGCUCUGGUCUGCACUGUUUGUCUCCUAAAGAAGACAGCUGUGAUAUGAACCUACCAGUUGGACACUGGAGGCUGCCGAGGGGAAGACGGAAUAAUGGCUGGAAUUGGGUGGAUGGAAUGGUAUCAAACAUAUGGAAACCAUGUGUUUGAUGUGUUCGAUAACAUUCCAUUUGUUCCAUUCCAGCCAUUACUAUGAGCCCAUCAUCCCCAAUUAAGGUGUCACUGCCCGCCUGUGGAGUUAGAGAAUCAUUAACUGUUAUUUGGUAUUGUAUAUUUAAACAAAUAUAAAUUCCCUUGUCACACCAGCGUGUUAUGCUCACAGUGAGAGAUUUAGACCUUACGUGGGCUUGCGUUUCAAUGUACUCUGUAUCUAUGAAAAGGGGAGUGAAUCUAGUCACCGAGUGGUGUUAGACUAUAGCCACACGGAAGAGUUGAAAUGACGCUGCCACUGUGUCUAAGGGAAAGGAGAGCCUGUAAACAAAUCACCAGGCAGCCCAGCGUGUCGUUUAGCCUGGCCCUUUCUCUGCUCAGACCUACUGAAUAAAACAUUCAAGAUGUCUGCCCUCUCUGCCCAUUCUUCCUCCUAACAUCCAGCUGGUUACACUGGUUGGCUACCCUAAGUUCCACGACGAUGGUUAGAGCUGUAGGAUACAUAUGCUGGAUGUUGCAGCUGACCCACGUGUUUGCCUUAUCUGUGGAGACCGCGCCACAGGCCUGCACUACGGCAUCAUCUCCUGCGAGGGCUGCAAGGGCUUCUUCAAGCGCAGCAUCUGCAACAAGCGCGUGUACCGCUGCAGCCGCGACAAGAACUGCGAGAUGUCGCGCAAGCAGCGCAACCGCUGCCAAUACUGCCGCCUGCUCAAGUGUCUACAGAUGGGAAUGAACCGCAAAGCAAUCAGGGAAGAUGGCAUGCCAGGAGGGAGAAACAAAAGCAUUGGGCCUGUUCAGAUCACAGAUGAGGAGAUUGAGCGGAUCAUGUCGGGACAGGAAUUUAAGGAGGAAGCCAGUCUCCCGGAGCACACCUGGAGCAACAAUGGUGACAGUAGUGACCACAGUUCCCCUAGCAACGGCGCCUCCGAGGGCAACCAGCCCUCACCCGCAUCCACUCUGUCAUCCAAUCGCUCUGUGGAGUUGAAUGGCGGCUACACGGCUGCUCUCAGAGACCAGUACAUGAACACCCCCAUGAACACCCCCUACCAGCUGCUACCUCACCUCUUCAGCUACCAUGCCCAGUCAGGCCUGCUUCCCCCCCAGCCCCGCAGCCUCUACCCCCAGUCGCACCCCCUGGUGCUGCAGCUAGUGGCUGCAGAGGACCUGGCUCCACUGGCCACCCCCAUGCUGAUAGAGGAUGGGUACAAGGUGACUCAGGUGGAGUUGUUUGCGCUGCUGUGUCGUCUGGCCGACGAGCUGCUGUUUCGUCAGAUCUCGUGGAUCAAGAAGCUGCCGUUCUUCUGCGAGCUGUCCAUCGAGGACUACACCUGUCUGCUCAGCUCCACCUGGCAGGAGCUCAUCCUGCUCUCCUGCCUCACCAUCUACAGUGCGCAGAUCUUUGGAGACCUGGCCGACGUCACCGCCAAGUACACGCCCUCUGAGGGCGAGAUGCAGGGGUUCAGUGAGAAUGGCAUGGAGGUGAUGGAGAGGCUGAUCUAUCUGUUCCGCAAGUUCCACCAGUUGAAGGUCAGCAACGAGGAGUACGCCUGCAUGAAAGCCAUCAACUUCUUGAACCAAGAUAUCCGCGGUUUGACUAACGUCUCCCAGUUGGAGCAGCUGAACAAGCGCUACUGGUACGUGUGUCAGGACUACACUGAGUACAAGUACCCUCACCAGCCCAAACGCUUCCCUGAGAUCAUGAUGUGUCUGCCAGAGAUCCGCUUCAUGGCAGGCAAGCUGGUGAAUGUUCCCCUGGAACAGCUCCCCCUUUUGUUCAAAGCAGUCUUGCACUCCUGCAAAUCCAGCCUAAUCAGCUACAGGACAGGAAGUUCCCCCUGUCUGACUUCUACGGGUACCUCCCCUGGGAACUGAGCCCUGCCCUGCUGGCUCUAGGACCAUCCCUUUACUCAGAGCUGGCCUAGGGGGCAGGGCAAGGGACUGGUCCUCCUUCCUGUGAAUGUGACAAGCAGCUAGUUUUAUAAAACUUUUUUUUCUCUAUAUAUUUAUUACACGACAGAGCUGAAUGUAUGCUGAUUUAUGCUGUGCACAUGCUUCUGUACAAACUAAAUGCACAUUGAUGCAUUGGUCUUUGGAGUUUACAAGUGUGUAUCCGAUUGCUCAAUGUGUCGGUGUUGCCAUUGUUAGAACUUGAUUUUAAACAUUUAUUUUAUUCGGAUGGGGCCGGAUAUAAAUGAGUUGACAAGUGUUUUGAGACUACCUCAGGAAGAUUUUGUUUCUAUUUUCAGGUACCUUUUUCUCGCUGUUUUGAAAUGAAGAGUUGCCCAGUCUAAAUCCAAUCCCUGUAAAUGCUUUAAACUCCUGAAUCGUAGAUUGAUAAGUAGGCCUUUACCACAAAAUUGACCAAAGGCAUUGCUGUAUAUUGAACCAAAGAUAAAAAAGCGUUCACCCCUGCAAUCAACAAAUGAAUAUUCACUACUGGUGUAUUGUCCCCCUUCUUGUAGUAUUUUUCUAUACUGUGUUACACACACCCUCUCUUACAGAACCCACAGACAGACUUCCUGUAAGGGAUGGGCUGGUCAGUUUUGAACAUUCCUAGACUUUCAGUGAGGUGACAUUUAUCUGGAUUGUGGGAUCUUCGUAGAAAACGAGCAUACGGGUAUUUUCUACAAUCAUAGACUGCGGAACAAAUUGAAUUGCAGGGGUAGGGGAAGUUUGCUAUUAGCUGUAUUGAUUUUUGUUGUUGUUGACCAAAGUGUUAUGCAAAGCUUUUUCAAGCAGAACCCAUAGAUGGGUGAUGAGCCGAUAGCUCAGUGUAAUGAUUUCUUAUCAAUGAAGGACCCGAAUAAGAAAUGAAUCAAUGUGCGUUGGAGCUGGAGGGGAGACCUUCUGCUGACAGACAGACACACAGUGUAGCUGGUUCCCGUCCUAACCCCUAACGCUGAGACACCACAGACAAAGGCCCCACUGUCUUCCCUCCUAGUCCCUGUAGCACCCAUUUGUUGCUCCAGACAUACAACUUUUAGCCCUCCACUGGUACUCCCUUGCCCAAUCCUUAGCCUCUGCACAUGCUCAUUGGGUUGGUGGUCCAGUCCGCACAGUUAGGCUAGAAGGAAAUGCUGGCCUGCUCAUUUUUACUACUACAUCUUUAGACAGACAGUGUUGGGUUAGGAAUGCUCAGGUGACUACUUUUUGGCUGUAAAAGAGGAGAGAUGGAGGAGACAUUAGGGGCUUGUCUAUUCAUCUGGAAGGACUAGAGGUUACUUCCGGCUUGCACAUCAUCUGAGACAGAUAUGCACAUUGUUUUAAAAAAGAAACAUACAGAGAAAUAGGUUCUUUAUUUUCUAAGUAUGAGAUGAUAAUUUCACCCACUUGAAGAGUCUUUUUGAUCAUUCAAGUUUUAUCUGUUUCAUAGUAACCGUUGUUUGAACAUUUGGGGCAAUGCAGUCCUUAAAACGACUCUCUUUUAUGCGUGCUGUGGUGAGGCAAGACACAUUCUUUGACCAUGACCUUGGCAAAGUUCCCACCCUGCAUGCUCCUCUCUCUCAGGUCCUUGUGGACCUGUAUUUAAACAGGGUAAAGUGAGUGUUAUGUAUUGCAUUCAGGAGUUAUUCAGUGAUCACAAUGCUGAUGUACUUGUAGGAUUUGUAGUCGUAGGAUUCAGGACAUUGUAGGUCCUUUUUAGAAGGUGUUUUCUUUUUCAAAUACUUUCCUGUUUUACAAAAGUGAAUGUGUUGGUUUUAAGGGCAUGUUUUAGAACAGAUUGUUUCAGAACAGAUUUAAAACAACUGGUGAACCAGUACCCCCAGUUCAGUGUUGAGCUGAUUUGGCUGAAGGUGGUCUGAGACAGGGCAGAAAUGCCAGAGAUGCCCCUUUCCAAACUGAGCAUGCUCAAAAUAACCUCAACUAUCAGGUAGGCUUACUCUCUCCCUUCAUCACUACUGUAAGUCCAUCCUAGUUUGUCUAUCUCAGCCUUAACACUACUACCUGCCUUAAAGGACAAUUUGUCCGUUGUUGACAUAGUCCCAAAAAUGUUUUGCUUGUCAGCAAUCAAUUUUAAAGAUAUGUAACUUUCAGAAUACAGAAAUCAUCCCCAUAUGAUGCAUCUCUGGGUGGAAUGUUCCUUUAACACUGUACUAUCUUAUGCCCUGAACCUUUGAAUACUUUCACCAAUGGUGUGUUCUUUCUUUCAGUAGUUUUCAAGUAGCCACCUUUCCAUGUUUUGUUUUUAUACAUUUUCAAUGUUAUUGUUAAAGCUAGAAUCCUUAAUUAGAACAAUAACAAAGUGGUCACCCCGCCUUAGUUUUGGUAAAAAGCUGAGGGAUGGGCCUGGAGAAAUGAAAUGCAAGGACUGACCAUCCAUGACAUCAAUUCUAGUUUUAACCAUGUUUUGAGGCUAUACAGUGUUUGUUUACAUUGACAUGGAUGUUGGAUGUGAUUCUAUCAACUCAUUCCCUUGUCUCUGCUGUAAUUUAAGUUCCCAAAGAAUAUAGUGCGUAUGGUAUUGAUAUUACAAUUCAAAAGUGUUUAUGGAUUGAUCACUUUUGCUAUUACCAAAAACAUGUUACAGAUUUGAUGAAUAAAAUGAUAUCUGCAGACAGUGAAUUAACUCAGCAGAAGACAGGCACCUGUGAAACUGGUAAAUAGUAUGCAUAUUUAUGCAUGAUCCUUCACAUGCAAAGCCUUUACUGUAUUCCCCAGUGUCAUUUGGGCCUGAGGUGUGGAGUUUUCAACUCAGAUAUUAGAUGGGAGUCACACACUGUUUUCUUUCAGUUGACCAUCUGUGAACAAAGCAGAGAACAUUGCGGUGUGCCAGAAGCCAUGGUGGGGAGCAGCCAGCCACUGGUCUGGGGGACUCAGUGCAUAUGGCACUCCUAAACUCAGGGAUCAGACAUUUUUAGGAUACUUGUGUUUGAGACCCUAGCCCAGUGCUGCUGCUGCCAUACAGUGUCACUCUGGCCAUCAUACAUGAAUAUAGGGACUCUAAGUGGCAGAUUAUUCCUCGCAGUCUCUUUUCAAAUCAAACGUUACAUUGCUACCUUGCUGCCAACACCUCUCAUGUUUUGAAACACAUGUAAUACAAACUCAUUACCAUUCUUACUAUUUUCUGGAAUGUGUUUUUACAGAUAAUGGAUAUGUAAUUUGCAAUUUCUAUACUGAAACUACCUCUUUUUGUGUGUCAUCACGUUGCUAUCUUUCACACAGGUAAUGUUUAAAAAAAAAUCAUAUUUAUUGGUUUCAUUGCACCAAUGUUCUGUUAUUUUGUGUCUCUUAUUUCAUCCAGUUACCUCGCUGUUACCUAUUUUGCAUGUAAACUUUUCCUGAUAUGUUUUUCCGUGGUACCUCAGGAGAAACUGCAGCCUCACCCUUGGUGGAUGGGAGUCAGUUUGACCACCUUGCCAGUUUUACAUUUACUCUGACAACUUUGCUCUGCGAUCGAUCAUGUACUUUACAACGUCACACCAAGUGAUCAAUGAAAACGGAUCAGACUGAUGACUUAUCUACAACAUCAUGACCGUACAUUACCAAUCAUAAACACUUUAAGGACUCUUGGAAGAUUAGUCCAAAUGGGGACUAAAAGAGAUCCAAAUAAAAUCAAACACACCUGAUUACCAUACCAAAUCAUUUCUAUGGGAAUCUCGGCAUACUGUAUGUAAUCACAUGCCAUAGGCGGUUACCAUUUGUUCACUUUUCUGCGGUCGUUUUAUCAAUACUUCCCAUUUUACUGGUGAAUCAGUGUUUCUUUGUACAGUUUAUAUAGCAACAUGUAACCCAGUAUGGUAUUCCAAUCAAUGUAUUGUGUUCAUUCACUAUAUUUAUAUAGUUUAAGAUGGGGUGUACCAAACUAUGUAAAGGCGAAGUGUAAAGACUUUAAAAGGGUUAAAUGAUCAGUAUCAUGUUUGAUAUUUAGAAUGCUGCUUGUGAGUGAUUAUUCAUUAGAAUGUAACUUUGGCCCUUCUGUCAUAUCCUGUUAACAUGCUUUUCUUCACUCAUCUCAACAAUGAAUGGUUUUCUGUUAUAACAGUGUUAUUACAAGCUUAUUCAGUGUUAUUACAAUUCAUUCGUUGAAGCUCCUUAUUAAGGAGCCCACAAUGGGGCAACUAGAGCAGAUCAAAUCAGAACAUAUCUCAGGGAACAACGUCUUAAAGUAUUUCCGUUGAAUCUGCACCACUGGAUACGCAGAUGAAAUGCAUUACAUUUUUAUCUGCCAUGUUUUCUUCUCCUUAAAAGGAUACUUUAAGGGAUCCCCAGAGUCAGGUGAACUCAUGGAUACCAUGUUUAUGUCUCUGCAUCCAGUAUGAGGGAAGUUAGAGGUAGUUUCGCGAGCCAAUGCUAAGUACCGUUAGCUCAAUGAAUGGAACUCAAAUGCAACAACUAGCAUGCUAGCUGUUGCCAUAGAUUUCCAGUCAUUGCGCCGAUUCAGAGGGGUUGGGUUAAAUGCGGAAGACACAUUUCAGGUGAAGGCAUUCAGUUGUACAACUGACUAGGUAUCCCCCUUUCCCUAAUGCUAGGUAGAAGUGACUCGGACUCUGGGGAAGUAGAUAAAGGGUUUCAUUGCCAAAAUCCCGAAGUAUCCCUUUAAAUCUUUUGAAAAACCUCUCUCCUCUGCUUUUCUUACUUGAACUACCUGUGACAAAUGUGAUCCAUAUGUGUUAAACGCAUGUUUAGAAUAUGUUAGGACUUGAAACCAAAUAAAUGUGAACGUUAUGCAACUGUG